Molecule: messenger RNA, 2816 nt
Organism: Bufo bufo (common toad)
Lineage: Eukaryota; Metazoa; Chordata; Amphibia; Anura; Bufonidae
Exons: 10
Coding region: 619-2508 (629 amino acids)
Molecular function (GO): protein binding
Source: RefSeq, a predicted model, not a curated record
UUACACUACCACAAAGACCUCCGGAGACUCCAGCACCAAUGAGUACACCAAUGAUUACACCACCACUCAGACCACCAGAGAUUACACUACCACAAAGACCUCAAGAGAUUAUACCACCAAUGAGUACACUAGUGAUUACACCACCACUCAGGCCACCAGAGAUUACACUACCACAAAGACCUCCAGAGACUCCAGCACCAAUGAGUACACUAAUGAUUAUGCCUCCAAAAAGAGCUCCAGAGAUGACACAACUAAUAGUACACCCAAUGAUUAUACCGCCCCAAAGCCUCCCAUAAUUACACAACCACAAAGCCCAUCAAGGAUUAUAUCCCCACACAAACCACCAGAGAUUACACCACAACAAACACCUUCCACAGAUUAUAUUACCGAAAAAUCCACCAGUGAUUAUACCACCAAACAGACUACCAAUGAUUAUACCACCAAACAGACCACCAGAGAUACAACACCACAAAGACCACCAUGGAUUAUCCGACCACACAGACCGUCAGAAAUUACAACACAAAGACCACCAAGGAUUACCCAACACACAGGCCAUCAAGAUUACAACACCACAAAUGAUUACAUUGUUAAAAGACCACCAAUGAUUAUACCACCAAAAUGUCCACCAAGGAUUACACCAUAACUGGAGACAGCUUUCCAGCUUCUGGAGUAAAAUCAGAUCCUUUAGGAACCAUCAUGAAAGAACUAUUGCCCAACAAGCCUAGUCGAAUAAUGAAAGACAUGCCUAAAUCCGCCAAUAGGUUGUCCAAUAAUGGUGGCUGUGUUUCAGACAGUGACUCUGGAGUCUCUGUGUGCUCGCCCAUGAAAGUAUUCAGGCCAAAAAUUAGGAGUCCACAAGCACCUCCAGCUUCACGUGACAUUAUAAAGAAAUUCUCUGCUAAACCCAAAAGAACGUCUGAGCCACUGAAGGCCGACCACUCCUUAGUGCAAGAGAAUAUAACACAGAUUGUCCAGCUAGAAGACAACCCAGUGACAAGAAACUUAAAGAGCACGAUCAACUUCAAUGACAAGAUACCACAAGGGGCACCAAGGACUCGAGUGCGCUUUGAGGAUGAAUCAGAAGAAGAUGCAGAGUUUCGAUACCGGGAAAUACGUCUUCUAGACAGAACACCGACAACUAAAAUGGGCACAAAUAUCUCACCCGGUCCUCAGAUAAAGUAUAUGGAAAAAAAUGCUAAGCCUGAAACUACUGAGAGAUCUGCUUCACCAUCCAAGCAAGGGGAAAAGGCAAAAAGCCCAGAUCAGCAGACCACAACCCUUCCACAUCGACGUCAACCAUUUCCACCAAAUAUAGCCAAGAAGGUCUUAAUUGAUAUCCCAAGGGGUGGUCUUCCCACCAGGCGCGUGCCUCAAAUACGGGUGUCCACUGUCAUGAAGGACAUUGCUAACCAACAGUUUUCUCCUCGAAAUGUGACUUCUCUUGAAGGAAUCACAAUGAGCUUCAAGAACACCAAUGAAUGGGGGGCGCAAAGUCAAAGUGUUAGAGCAAACAAAGAGCAUGAAAGUGGCCACCAUAGUCUGUCAUCUCUGGAAACCCUAGAGAGUGGCACCACAGAAGCGUCUUCUGAAUUUACAAUAAUGAAAAUGGAAUGGGGAGCAUCAGAUUCCUCUCUCAGCAGCGGAAAUCAGUCAAGAUCCUCAUCUCAGAACCGUGACCUCAAUGUGGACCGUCCGUCACAGAAUAAAGGUCCAGAGAUGUCCUUCUACAAUAAAGUUAGAAGAAGUCUUCGGUUGAAGAAGAAGCUACAUUCUGAAGCCACAAGUGGCAGCUGCCAUUCAGAUAACAUCCCAAAAAGUUGCAAGGAUCUAGAAGAAGACCAGCGCUCUUCUGCAUCUCUACAGCUUGAUGGAGGUGGCCAUGGAAAAUCGAGUCCUCACAGUGCCGCAGUUUGCAGACUAGCCAACCAGGCUGCAGCAGAUGACGGUAUUCCCAGUCGUGUAGGCAUGAAUAGGACGAAGAAGGACGUUAUGGGGGACCUAGGGACCCAGGGCCCAGUGAGAACCCAUCCAGUAAAGGUGCCAUAUUCGCCCAUGAGAAUGGUGCAGUCAUUACUGAAGAAAGGACGAGCCAAGGAUUAUGUGGUCCGUGUGCCCUCUCCACCACCGCAGGAAGCCAGGCCUCCAACUUCCAAUGUGCGCUCCAGUGGAUACAGAAGAGAGCAGAUCCCCGGCCUAGCGUCCGGAAGAGUGCUGGCCACACAAUCUGACUCCAGCCGCCUGGUGGAACUUGAACGUCCAAAAACGGGGUUCAGUGGGUUGUAUUUGACUAAGAAGAACCAAAAUGGUUACUCAGGGUUGUACGUGGUUCAGCUGAGCGGAGCCUUCACCUCAUCAUUUCCACAGGGAAUCUUAGAAGUAGGAGAUGAAAUCUUGGAGAUAAAUAGGCGACAAGCAAAGGACCUACGUUUGGAUGAAAUCUAUACCCUCCUGGAAGAAAGCAGCUGUGUCCUCCUCAGAGUGUCCCGGAACAUCUCCUCAUCUUCAUAGGGUCUAGUUCUUCAGAUAACGUCAUGUCUGCUCCAUGUCAUAUUUUACACACAUUGAAAAUGAAGAAAAUAAAAUUAUAAAUUAUAUAAAAUAUACGUAUAUACCAUCAUAACCAGAGCCACAGUGCCCCAUCACAUCCAUAGCCUUACAUCGCAUUGCUCUCCACAUAGUGCCCCAUCACAUCUAUGUCCCCCCAUCACAGCCACAGUGCCCCAUCACAUCCAUAGUUUCAGCAUCAUAGCACAGUGCCCCAUCACACCAUAGUGCCAGCAUCAUAGCACAGUGCCCCAUCACACCAUAGUGCCAGC